Dromiciops gliroides (monito del monte) is the source of this 936-nucleotide messenger RNA. Its product is annotated as olfactory receptor 2G6-like. Gene Ontology annotation, biological process: G protein-coupled receptor signaling pathway. The record is from RefSeq and is a predicted model, not a curated record. Gene Ontology annotation, molecular function: olfactory receptor activity; G protein-coupled receptor activity. The transcript has a single exon. Gene Ontology annotation, cellular component: membrane. NCBI's taxonomy places the organism in Eukaryota, Metazoa, Chordata, Mammalia, Microbiotheria, Microbiotheriidae. Bases 1 to 936 code for a protein of 311 amino acids.
AUGAAGCAAAACAACAAUUCCCAAGAGGGCUUCAUUCUCUUGGGCUUCUCUGACAAGCCCCAAUUGGAAACUGUUCUUUUUGUGGUUAUCUUGAUCUUCUACAUCUUGAAUCUGGUGGGAAACACAAUCAUAAUAUUAGUGUCCUACCUGGACCCCAAACUCCACACCCCAAUGUACUUUUUCCUUACCAACCUGUCCUUCCUAGACCUUUGUUUUACCACCAGUGUAGCCCCACAAUUACUGGUCAGCAUGAGAAGCAAAGACAAGAGUAUGAGUUACGGUGGGUGUAUAGCUCAACUCUAUGUGGCUAUGGGGUUGGGAUCCACCGAAUGCAUUCUCUUGACUGUCAUGGCCUAUGACCGCUAUGCAGCAGUCUGCCGCCCCCUCCACUAUGCAGUCAUCAUGCAUCCUCGACUCUGUCUAUCAUUGGCUGCCACAGCAUGGCUCAGUGGCCUUGUCACCUCUCUGAUCCAAUGCUCUCUCACUAUACAGCUCCCCCUGUGUGGUCACAACCAGCUUGACCACAUCUUCUGUGAGGUUCCAGUGUUGAUCAAGCUGGCUUGUGUAGACACCACCUUCAAUGAGGCCCAACUCUUUGUAGCCAGUGUGGUCUUCCUCGUGGUGCCUGUUUCUCUCAUUCUGGUCUCCUAUGGCUACAUCACUCAGGCCAUAUUGAAGAUCAAAUCUGCAUCAGGACGUUGUAAAGCAUUUGGGACUUGUUCUUCUCACCUGGUGGUUGUAGUCAUCUUCUAUGGGACCAUCAUCUUCAUGUAUCUCCAGCCAGCCAAAAGUCGGUCCAAAGACCAGGGAAAGUUUGUCUCUCUCUUCUACACUAUAGUCACACCUCUCUUAAAUCCACUAAUCUAUACGUUAAGGAACAAGGAUGUGAAAGGGGCACUGAGAAAGCUGAUAUUGGGGAAAGCUAUUGGAAAAUAA